AUGAACUCCCGCGAGCAUUCUGAUAUGCCUCCGGCUACAUCCUACCCCUCUCCCAACGCGGCGCAGAUGGCACAGGGCACCAUGCCGUACUACGGGAAUCGCCAGUUGACCGCCGACGAACUCUUAUCCGCCGAGCUCUCCCGCGAGACUUCCGGACAAGGCCUGGCAGACGGUUCGAGUAACGGCGUGCAUCACGGCCAAUCGAUGGUUCUGGGCUCGUCGAAUCCCGGUGGCACUGAUAUGGGACGCCCUUCAUCGCCGGACCAACAUCAACAACAUAUGCUACAGUUCACUCCCAGUCAGCAGGUGGGCGUCGAUCCGAAUCAUGAUCUGAGUUAUGGGGAUCAGAGCGCUAGAAGGAAGAGGUCGAAGAUUUCUCGGGCCUGCGAUGAGUGUAGGCGCAAGAAGGUCCGCUGCGACGCAAGCUCUGAAUCCGGUGUCGAGACCUGCUCGAAUUGUCGUCGACUUGGCGUCGCGUGUCAAUUCAGUCGUGUGCCCAUGAAACGCGGUCCUAGCAAAGGUUAUAUCAAAGAACUUGCGGAGCGUCUACACACUCUCGAAAGUCAGAUGCAGCCUGCUAUGGUGCACCCGGACAUGCCGUACCAGGCCAUGAAUGAGGUGUCGCCUCCCCGACCCUACCAGGAUUUCUCCCCACCAAUGGAUGCCGGCCCUAUUGGUCGGAAGAGGACGUAUUCUGUGUUCGAAGGACUACCGAGUGGACUACCCAGCACAUCUUAUUCUCAGCCUCAAUUCAAUCCCAGGGGUUCGCAGAAUGUAUUCGACGCUGGCGAGACAUCGACAGAUCCAAUGAACCCGUCGGUCAUGGGCAAUACCGCACCCAAACCGGGAAAUCUGUUUUGGUCCCCUGGAAACGAGCAUGAGCUUUCACAUGGCCUUGACAUACCUGAUGUGUCUAAGCACGGAAUCGAAGAGGACAUGACUCCUUUGGAUGUCGAUGAAGGUGCUCUCAAUGCUUACUAUGCUAAAAUCCACACCAUCUUCCCCAUCCUGCCGCAUUCGAAGGACCGUCUACUAGAAAUUCUUCAUCAAUGCAGCCGCGAGGUCCAGGAGGUGUUCCUGUAUGGUUUGUACACUGUGACGCGCACGAACCUGGACCGUGUGCUAAGCACCUUUGAGAGAGUGACCUCGUUUGAUAAUGCGCAGGAUCUUCUCUUAUAUUACACUCGGCAGCCGGCCUUGGUUCGUCCAACUGCCGUCAAUUUGGUUUGGCUUCAGACUACGCUGCUCAUGAUACUGGACUGUGACUCGCGUGGUCCCGAGAACCUUGUCCUUAAAGAUGCGGUGCCUAAACAUUCUUUGAUCCAGUCCGCCACCAAACUCGGUUCUGAUAUGGCGAAGAGUCUCGGUCAACUGAAGGCUAAACGGACCUCAGAUGCCGACGUUGAUUCAGAUGCAAACCUAGUGAGGCGCAGCUGGGUAUCUCUAGCUAUAUUGACCCGGUGGUAUGCCAUUAGUGUAGCCGAUCCGAGCGUCUUGGUGAACCAGGAGAUAGGUGGUCGGGAAGAUGAACGCGUUCUUGGAUCCGUCCCAACAGGAAUUGGUUCUUACUCUUCGUUCCUGGUCGAAAUGACCACUCUUGCCGCCCUCGAGCACAAUGUCUGCCAGACGAAUACUGGACUGGGUCGCAUGGUCGGUGCGAAUUUGGUUGCUUCUCUUGAACGUCUGGGGGAAGUUGAGGACCUCCGGAAGCCCAAUGAUGUAGCCGAAGAAGCACCAUCGUACGGGUUCCCCGAAAGCCUGCAAAACCAACUCUACUGGACUGUCCGGCUGCUCAUCAAACGGCAUAUCUUUGUUUACAGCCCUUAUGAAAUCAUCUAUUGCGCGGUUGAGGUCAUCAAUGAGUUGCAUAAAGCGACUAUGGAGUCGCGCCCUACGACGCCUUUUGAUCUCCACAGCCUCGCAUUAGCCUCCAUGACCCUGCUCGAAGCCACCGUUCUACCGGAAUAUGCAAACGAGUGCUGGGACACACUUAGAAAGGUUGAAGAGAUCCUCGACCACCGCGCGAAGGCGUCCGCCGAAGCUACAGAGUUCGAAAAUAUCUACGCCACACCUGGCUGGGACUCGAAGAUUCGCAUAUUCAUAGACUGGAGACGUUCGCGAGCUCAGGAACCCCAGCAUCCGGAUGUUGGUGUGAACAAAACUAGCUCUACAGUGCCCCCAGUCAUGGGUCCGAACGAGCAGCGCUCCCUUCAACAUCUGGCCGAUCUCGCCGUCGGCGCCGAGGGCUCUGUGGCUGCCAACGCGUCUUCGCCGCCACCCAUGGCCUCGACCGAGAACAACGUCAACACGACAUCGCCCCAUCUGGCGUCUGCGCACCAGACAAGCCGCAUGGUUGUCGACUUCACUCUUCUCACAAAGGAGGGUUAUCUCAAUGUUUUUUCGGGGCUGGUGUACCGUCGAUCUCGCUGA
Molecule: messenger RNA, 2430 nt
Organism: Aspergillus thermomutatus
Lineage: Eukaryota; Fungi; Ascomycota; Eurotiomycetes; Eurotiales; Aspergillaceae
Product: putative C6 finger domain protein
Exons: 6
Coding region: 1-2430 (809 amino acids)
Biological process (GO): regulation of DNA-templated transcription
Molecular function (GO): zinc ion binding; DNA-binding transcription factor activity, RNA polymerase II-specific
Source: RefSeq, a predicted model, not a curated record